AUGGUAACAUCUGAUGGUGAUACCGGAAAAUCGUCUGAAGCAGAACCUGAGCAAGCUAAAGUCGACCUGUACGCUCUCACGGACAUACCGGACGAUGAUAUCAAAUGGAGAGACCUGUCAGAUCGACAACGGGUAAAAUGGGUCAUAACGGCAAUCCCGAAACCAGUACUUCUCAUCGGACUUCUGUACCUCUUUAUCUGCUCACUGGAUGCGCUAAGUGCUGCCUUCCAAUUGCUGGGAGGGAAGGCUGCCGGGGAAGCACUGUCCAAUAAUGAGGUACUUCAAAACCCUGUGGCGGGCCUCAUGAUUGGUGUCCUGGUGACCGUCCUUGUCCAGAGCUCUUCCACCUCCACAUCUAUUGUCGUGUCCAUGGUAUCCGCUGAAAUUCUGCAAGUAAAGCCAGCCAUACCGAUCAUAAUGGGAGCCAACAUUGGCACGACAGUGACAAAUACUAUUGUUGCGCUUGGACAAACUGCCGAUCGGAACCAGUUUCGGAGAGCAUUCGCAGCAGCUACUGUUCACGACAUGUUCAAUUGGUUGUGCGUUUUUGUAUUACUUCCGCUUGAGGUCAUAUCCGGGUAUCUGUUUGAAAUAUCAAAUGCAAUUAUACAGACAUUACCAAGCACUGAAAACAAUGGCACCGGGGACAACCCACAGUUCCUGAAAGCUCUCACCAAACCUCUAACAAGCAAGAUUGUAUCAUUGGACAGCAGUGCUAUAAAAAGAAUUGCCAAGGGAGAGGGCGCGGCUAAUCUAAGUAUAAUUAAAAAAGGGGAUCACCUGUUCUCGGACACCACGUGGAGUGACGCCGCCGUGGGUGCGCUGCUUUUGGCAGCAUCAUUACUUGUCCUUUGUACGUGCCUUGUCCUCAUUGUAAAGUUACUCCAUGCCAUCUUGAAGGGAAAGAUAGCACGACUCAUCCGUAAACUCUUUAAUGCUGAAUUUGACGGUUGUAUGGCAUUCUUGUCAGGCCUGGUAGCCAUUAUCGUAGGAGCAGGUCUAACCAUCCUUGUACAAAGCAGCUCUAUCUUCACGUCGGCGAUCACACCUCUGGUCGGUGUCGGCGUCAUCCACAUCGACCGGAUGUACCCACUGACCCUUGGGGCGAACAUCGGCACGACGGGGACCAGUAUUCUAGCAGCUCUGGCAUCCUCUGGAAACUUCUACGAAUCCUUUAAAUUGGCGCUAUGUCAUCUAUUCUUCAAUCUAACAGGAGUUUUUCUGUUUUACGUUAUUUAUCCCCUUCGAAAGCUGCCUAUCAAUGCCGCCAAAUACAUGGGCAACGUGAUAGCCGAGUACCGCUGGUUCGCAAUUGCAUAUUUGAUCCUUCUUUAUUUUCUGCUUCCAGGUCUCAUCUUUGCCAUUUCGCUAGCUGGACCGGAAUAUCUAAUGGCAUUCGGUAUCCCUGCUCUUGUUCUUAUUGUAUUGAUAACCGUUAUUAAUGUUCUUCAGAGUAAGCUACCGAAAGUCUUGCCUUCAAAACUACGGACAUGGAACUUUCUGCCCGAGUGGCUACGUUCCCUCGCCCCUUACGAUAGGUUCGUUGUUCGUGUUGGGAAAAUGUUUGUGUGUAAAUGUGGAAACAGUAACAUUGAAGAUAAUAAAGACAGUCUACCCGAGGAACAAUCCACCAACAGCUAUUAUCUCAAUGUAGAUUCAUUUCAAAAUAAGGCCUUUAGACCUGAUGAGAUUAAAGGAAUACAGAUAACGUCCGACACCAAACUUUGA
Molecule: messenger RNA, 1728 nt
Organism: Ylistrum balloti
Lineage: Eukaryota; Metazoa; Mollusca; Bivalvia; Pectinida; Pectinidae
Product: sodium-dependent phosphate transport protein 2B-like
Exons: 6
Coding region: 1-1728 (575 amino acids)
Biological process (GO): sodium-dependent phosphate transport
Cellular component (GO): vesicle; apical plasma membrane; brush border
Molecular function (GO): sodium:phosphate symporter activity
Source: RefSeq, a predicted model, not a curated record